Hyla sarda is the source of this 4544-nucleotide messenger RNA. RefSeq lists its product as uncharacterized. The record is from RefSeq and is a predicted model, not a curated record. The transcript is spliced from 2 exons. Bases 2722 to 3681 code for a protein of 319 amino acids. NCBI's taxonomy places the organism in Eukaryota, Metazoa, Chordata, Amphibia, Anura, Hylidae.
GUUGAGGAAUCACUGUAUAUAAUUCGGUGACAGAGGCGUACAUUGAUCUUUUAAACCCACCCGCUAUUCAUUUAACCCUUUCUGACCGAUUUUUUUUAUUUAUUUAUUUAUUUAUUAACUGUUCUUUUCUUGUUUUUCUUUAUGUAUUUAGUCGGUUGAUUUAAAAAAAAAAAAAAUUGCAGGAGUAUGCACUUCUAACCUAAUGCUAAUGCAUGUAUGCCUUUGUAUUUGUGUUAUAUUUACAUUUUUUUUUUCUUUUGCUUUGUUUUUUCCAGAGUCUAAAGUCAUAAAGUUUGGAACGUGCACGGUUAUGGAAAGAUCUGACAGUAAAAGGGACAAAAAAAAAUCAUUUAAGCGUUAAUGUAUAACUACUGUAAAAAUAUUUUAAUUUAGAGUUUUUAACUCCUAGAGGACAUGCAAUGUACAUGUAUGUCAAUGCUGCCUUGUCCUUGGUGCACAUUAAUGUACAUGUAUUUCGCAUUGUACAGUAAGUUUGUGGCGAGCGCAGGAAUUGCCACUCACAGUAAAUGACGGUGGUCAUGGUGAUGUUUGUCACUUACCUUUUAAAUGCCAGUAUAUAAGAAGUUUCUGACAUGAGUGGUGUCUGUUACCUGCUUAUCUGCACCCCGCCCCCCUAAUGUGACUGUGUUUUUCCUGGCAGCCAGAGUCCUUCUCAUACAGCAUGUUCAGAUCACCAAUCUAACUAAUCAUUGCUAUGAAAAUUAGCUGUUUCCUCAAGGAUAAAACUGGUUUUGGCCUUCACGGAUUAAUUGUAGAAAUUGACAAUUGGUCAAACCAAAAACGGUAUGCGUUGUUUUCUGAUUUCAAAUAAUGAAAAAAAUAUAUCUUCAUAUUUAUUUUUUACCAAAAAAAUACUAAUGUUUAAACAUAGGAAGACUUCAGAAAUCAAUAUUUGGGGAAAUAACCCUGAUUUUUAAUCACAGCAUGCGUCUUGGCAUGCUCUCCACUAAUCUGUCACAUUGCUUUAGGCCACUUCUGGCACACAAAAAAAUUGAAGCUAAAAUCUGCAACUGUUCAGUCCUCCGGCCUGGUCCUCUUUCUUCUUCCAUGUGCAUGGAUUGUCGCACUGUGCUCAGCCUCUCACCCGCCGAGGCGGGACAUCGCUGCGGCCGGUGAUAGGCUGACUCAAGAUACUUUUCAGUAGACUACUCCUUUAAACAAAACUGUUAAUUUUACUCAAACACAUCUACCAAUAGUAAAACCAGAGAAAAUUAUAAUUUUGCAUUGUGCUGCAUCCAUCCUAUCUAUCUUUCUAUCUAUCUUUGUUUCUUUUCUUUCUGUUUGAGACAUACAUAUACGGUUUCUCGGUCGGCUCCACGCAUAGAGUAUGCACUGUCAACCCCUUCUUGCCACUGGCCAGUGCCCGGGGUGUACCUUGGGUCCAGGUCCUCCUUUCUACAUGCUCGUCAUGCUGUAUCAGCACAGCAUGAUGCAGGCUUCAAAGGCUGGCUGAAGACUUCACUAGGUAUGUUAAUUUUCCGGGACAGAGUGAGCAUUUUUUACCCCCCCCUCUUCCCUCCUUGGGGAUCAUCUACCUUAUUCUGGCAACCUCUGGAGUACCAUUAUCUGGGCUCACUCUGCUAGAAAACCUUCUCCUGCUCGGUCAUCCACAUACUUUCUGUUGCCGGAGCCAACACAUUUCUCCCUGAGCUCCGCAGUCUCCCUCAUGGUGCGGCGGGCGGUGCACUGACCAGCACUUGUAUUGAGCCUCUGUGCACUGUUUUCUGCCUGCGGCUGUGCAAAUAGAGCUUGGCCGGCAGUUUUCUUUCGUUUUUGGCCACCUCCGCGAACGAGCGGUGGGGAAUUAUAAAUUGAGGAACAGGCUGCAGCCUUUAGCUCCGCCCAUUCACCGUCAGCCGGGCAUUUCCGUGGGUCUCCUGCCUCCUUCUCCUAGCCGGCCUAUCGUUUUUCAGCGUGGGCACUGGGGGUUACUGUCCUUCUAUCAGGUGUGCAGGGGUCAUUCCCGAGGGCUUCCUCCUUCUUUCCUCCAAUGAGGGCCAGCCUGGCUCCUGUAACUUCCUCUCUCUCUCCCUGCCUGGACAGAGUGCCUGCUCUUCCAGUUACAGCUGCAUCUCCUCUCCAUCUGAGGGACACAGAAACCAGGUGAGACUGCUCCAUUUUCAUUGCUGUCUGACCUCUUCCCCCCCCCCCCCCCCCCCUCUCCAGACAGGCCACUGCAGCCCUGGUCACUUAUUACUCUUGUGUGGGCUGCAAAAGUAAAAUGCCUGGUUGUUCUGCUGAAUCCACCUGUCCCGCCUGCACCACUGCGCGGCCCUGCCCUCCUGGGCCUUCCUCCCAGGAUGUUCCGCCAAAGCAUGCGGUUUCUGCUGAAUUUGACUCCUUACUGGAAGCAGCAUGGAAGCAUACAAACAAACACUUCAAAGGGACUAAGGGGGUUCCGGUGCAGUUUCCAUUUUCCCAGGACUUGAUUUUGAAAUGGACAACACCGCCUGCUGUGGAUCCUCCAGUUUCCCGUCUGUCAAAAUUGACUACUCUACCAUUGGCGGAUGCGGCCUCCUUUAAGGAUCCAGCGGACAAUAGGAUUGAGAAUCUGGCCAAGUUUGCCUUUGAAGUGACUGGUUCAUCCUUGCUUCCCGCUUUCGCGUCUGCUCGGGUGUCCAAGGCCCUGUCUGUCUGAGUUUCCCAACUCCGCCAGGGCAUAUUCAGAAGAUCUGGCGGAUCUUGCACUUCAACUGUCCAAUGCUGGAGACUACUUGUGCUCUGCUUCCUUGCAGUCUGGCCAUUGUACGGCUUUUGCUUCAGGUAAUCCAUGUGCCUGAAGGAAGGCUUGGGACGCCGAUGCCAACUCUAAGAAGUCUCUCACAGAGCUUCCUUUCUCCGAGACCUGACUCUUUGGUAAACACCUGGACGAGAUUAUCUCUAAGGCUACUGGAGGUAAGAACUCCUUACUACCGCAAAACAAGUCACGCCGUACCGAGUCCCGCCAGAAGUCAACCUCCUUUCGGUCCUUUGGCUCGGGCAGCCAGGACAGUGCCCUCACAGGAUAGGAAGGCUCCUUCCUUCAAGGCACAUCCUUCCUGGAAGUCUGAUAACCGUUCAGGCCUCUUUGCACCCAAGUCGGGCACCGUAAGCCUCAAUCCGCCUGAAGGGACGCCCUCACCUGGGAAUUCUUUUCGGGUGGGAGGUCGUUUGUCCCAGUUCCGUGACAUUUGGCUUGCCCAGGUGCAGGACUCUUGGGUCCAAGAUGUCAUUUCCGACGGCUAUCUGAUCGAGUUUGCUUCCUUUCCAGGGGACCGCUUUUUCCAUUCUCGACCUCCUCGUUCUCCUUCUUGGUGGCGGCCUUUCGGGUCGCACUUCAGACCCUUCUCGCUCAGGGAGGGAUCGUCCCAGUUCCUCCCAGGGAGAGCGUUUUUCAGGGUUCUACUCAAAUCUUUUUGUCAUCCCCAAAAAAGGGGUCCCGUCCACCCUAUACUGGAUCUGAAGCUCCUCAACCGCCACCUCCUCCUGCGUCAUUUCCGUAUGGAGUCUCUCUGGGUGGUGGUGGUGGCCUCCAUGGAUCAAGGAGAGUUUCUUUCAUCGGUGGAUAUCCGGGACGCAUGUCUUCACGUCCCAAUUUUUCCGGCUCAUCAGUGGUAUCUCCGCUUCGCCGUCAGGAGGGCCAUUUUCAGUUUGUGGCCCUUCCUUCCGGCCUGGCCAUGACCCCAAGGGUCUUCACCUAGGUCCUGGCAGUGGUGAACACCAUCCUUCGUGCCCUGGGUGUGUCCGUGAUCCCUUAUCUGGACGACCUCCUGAUCAAGGCUCCAACCAGGGACCAGAAUCGGGAGAGUCUUCGCCUCACUCUACAGACCUUGUCACAUUUUGGCUGGGUGAUCAACCAGGAAAAGUCCAACCUGACUCCCACCCAAUCCCUGAUCUUCUUGGGACUCCAGUUCGACACGGCGGCCGCCCGGGUUGGGCUCCCGCCGGAUGGGAUCGGACGGUCCAGGGCCAUUGGUCCUCUCAGGAAGCUGUUCACACCAUAGAAAUCCUGGAACUCUGGGCAAUUUACCUUUUUGCCUUCUCCAGGUCCCGUCCUGUACAGCUGUGGCGUAUGUCAAUUGCCAGGGCGGCACUCGCAGCCCUGCAGCGAUGUCCGAGGUCUCCAGGAUCAUGCUCUGGGCGGAACUCAGAGUUCCCUCCAUUCCGGGGUUGACAAUUGGAAAGCGUAUGUCCUCAGCCGCUCCUCUGCCGACCCCAGCGAGUGGUCCCUUUAUCCGGAGGUGUUUGCGGAAAUCUGCAACCUCUGGGGGACGUAGACCCCUUCGCAUUUUGCCACAACCAGAAAGUUUGUCCCAAAGUCCCGCGAUCCUCUGGCUCUGGCCGUGGACGCCUUAGUGAUCUCUUGGUCGCACUUCGUCCUCCCCUUUCUAUUCCCUCCUCUUCCUCUCCUUCCCAGGGUGAGGAUAGAGGAUAACUUGAAUUAAUAGACAAAGCCCUUUUUUUAGGCUGCAUUCACACUAAGUUUUGUCCAUACGGGGACUGGAUCCAGCUGGGGGAUGGGAAAACCAGGCACUCUUAUAUCC